UUCUACUUCGUAUUCUCAUUGUAUCGUUCGUUUCCCGUUGUGUUUGUUUAAUAAUUAAGAUAAAGUUUAUUUUAUUUAACUUUGUUAAAGCAUUUCAUACUUAUCUAAAAGAAAAAAUUCCACAACAAUGGUUUCCUAUUCCUUUGAAGGUAACAAACGUCUCUGGACUGUAAGAGAUGAAGAGGAAAAUGAAAAAAUCUUUUGCCAGCAAUCGAAGCCCACUGGUGUUAAAAUUCCUCAUUAUAUUAAACCCACCUAUCUGGCCAAUGCUGAGUACGAUGUCGAGAAAUGGCCUUUGGCCCAAUUAAUGCAUUUAUUAAGGCUGUAUGCUGCCCAUCGUUGUCUAUGGGAUGUUAGCUGUAAAGAUAAUCGCAAUCGUAAAAUGCGUCAUGCUGCUUUGGUGGAUGUAACAGCAGCCUUGGAUUCGGGUUUUACUAAGGAACAGGUGGUGCAGAAAAUAAAUAUCUUGAGGGCUACUUAUCGUUAUGAAAAGAAACGUAUUAAGCAGCGGAUAAGGAGGGGUUUGGGUGCUCGCACCAAAUUGAAAUGGUUUGCUUUGGCAGAUGCUUUUCUAAGGAAUGUUCCCAAGAAGGGACACAAGGAAGAGGAUCCCUCAAACUCAGACUCCGACUUAGAAGAUACUAUAGUUUUUACUAUAAAUCCCGAAUCAUUAGUCUCCCUCGAACAAGAGAAUUCUAUAGAAAACUAUCAGGACUAUAAAGACAAUGGUGAAAAUUCAUUUGAAACAGAAAUCUAUACAGAUGAUUCCCAAACUAAUAGUACAGUAUGGGAAUUAGCAAAAACUGCUGACCCUAAGGAGGAAAACAAAGAAAGAAUUGGAAAACAAUUAGAAAUGGAAGAAUCUCAAACUAAAAUACAAGAAAUUCAACAAGAUUUAGUUAUGAACAAAAAAUCUGCUUGGUCUUUAGAAGAUUCUCUCAAAUUUAUACAGUUGCUGGAAGAUUAUAAAGUUUUGGAGGCUGGUAAACUCCAACAGGAAUUUGCUUUAAAAGCUGUAGCUAAAGAAAUGCAUUAUGACUUUAAAAGUAUAGAAAAAAGAUGGUUAAUUUUGCAAAACACUUUUGAGAAGGAAAUGCAAAUUAUAAAAGAGAAUAGUUUGUACAAACCUAACUACAAAUGGUGGCCAGCAGCUGAGAGGUUUUUUGCUAAAAAAUUAACUAAAGAAUUAAUAGAAAUUAAGGAUAAAGCAGAAGAGGAUAUGACCACUGAAUCCAUAUUUUUAACUGAAACUAAAAGUUUAGCCAGCACUGAUGACGAAGACUACGAAAAUAGAUUCCUACAAAAUCCUAUACCUUCGGUAGCUCCCUUAUCGAACAUGAAUGAAGCUAUGGCUUCUUUAUUCCAUGCAACUGAAGAGGAAGAUGACUUGUCGCAAGAAUCUAAUACUAACUCCUCUUUCCCUAAAGAAAAUGAUUCCUCCAGUUCAGGCAAAUUUGUAUGGCAAGGUUUAGAGGACGAUUUACUAGAAGGCAAAUGGUCUCUAAAGCAUUCGGUAAAAUUCCUAAGACUUUAUGGAGUGCACAGGUGUUUAUGGGACUUAAAUGAUCCGGAUUAUCGCUCUAGACCCUUACGCAAUGCUGCCAUAGAAGAUAUAGCAGCCUCCAUGGGUCAUGGCUUAACGGCCUCCUAUGUGGCAAAGAAAAUUAAAAUCUUUCGCAUAACUUAUAUGCAGCAAAGAAAAAGACUUUUGGAGGCUAACGAAAAAGGCGAGAAACCAGAGAUUAUAUUAAAAUGGUUUCCAUUGGCUGAUAGUUUCCUAAGGCCUCAUAUAGGUUUGCGAUCCAUUAAAUCAGAUGCCAAAGAAAUGCCACAAUUUGAUUAUCAAUAUGUUUAUGCCAAUUUGAAUCUGAUAGAUCCAGCUCUUUUGACCGAUUUUCGAGGCAAAGGCACACAAAAUGCCAUAGAAAUUGGCAAUAGUGAUAGUGAUAUAAUGGAAAUGGAAGCAGUUGAGAAUUAAUUGCAUAACGAAAAUAUUCCACAAGUUUCAAGAUAUUUCAAGAUUUAAUUUCAUCAUUCAUAAUCAUCUUUUAGUCAUCUGCUAAAGGUAAGUUUUUCAUUAAACAUUUUCUUUAUUAACAAGUAUUUAAUAUUAGUUAAACAUUGGCUUAGUUAAACACUAACAAUAUUAACAUGGGUCAGUUAUGACCCCUCGACUCUUAAACAUGCCCGUAAAACAUUAUACCUUUACCGUUACAAAUGUCUUCUUUCAUUAUUGUUUCCCCCCAAGAUUUGGGUGUCAUGAAAACUUUCUUAUCGUCAUCAUAAUCAAUUUAAAAACCUUGUUUAAAGGUCACACCACACACACAUCAACAAAUCAAAACCUUUACAUCAUGAUAAUUGUACUAUUUUUCGUAAGAAGAAUAGAAUUUACAACAGGUAAAAAACCAUAAAUAAAAACCCAAAUCAAG
Molecule: messenger RNA, 2429 nt
Organism: Lucilia sericata (common green bottle fly)
Lineage: Eukaryota; Metazoa; Arthropoda; Insecta; Diptera; Calliphoridae
Exons: 4
Coding region: 128-1978 (616 amino acids)
Source: RefSeq, a predicted model, not a curated record